AGAUCCUAUUAGUUGUGCGAGAGACGUACAGAAGUUUGGAUCUCGCGUUAUUCUCUUGUGUCUAUUAAGUCUGUUUCUGUAUAACUUUGUGUGUAUGUUUAAUAGAUAGUAGAUAUAGUGAUACCAUUAACGAUAUUAUUAUUUUGAAGAAAGUCGAUGAAUGCUUACGGUUUUUAGUGGAAAGCCACGCAUAUGUGCUAUGAAAAAGAUACCUAUGGAUUUAAAAGAAUUUUAAAGCUUGAAUGAUAGUAUUAUGCGCGAUUACCUCCAGAGGCGUAUGUACUAAUUAAACUAAGAGAGAAAAUAUUUUUUUUAAAGUACCAAGGCAAACAGGUUUGUCUUGAUGAGGUUAAUAUAAGCCAUGCGAGUGUAUUUUAUGCAUUUAGCGUCAUCAAUAUAACAUUCAUACAUGUGAUUCUUAACAGUGAAACUGCUAAGGGAUUAUGUAUUUGUUACUGUUAUAAACUACAUGCAAAAUGUUUAAACUUUGAUAUAUUUGAUGUUAAAUGUUCGUUUUGCAAUUGUGAAAAUACAUAUUCGCAUUCACGCACUUUUAUCUUAUUUUUUUGUGAUGUUAAUUGCGAUAAAACACAGUCACAUGUGUCAUGCAGUUGUGGUUGAAAACGAUAUAUGGUGUCAGUUGCUAAGUUUUGAAGUACCAUGGCGAUACCAGUUUGUUAUAAGCUGAAGCCACACUAUGCAAUAGUACAAUUGGGAAAAAGUUUGACGGUCAAUGGUGUAAAUCGAAAGAUAAUAUUUCUUUUAGAAUCGCCGCAGUAACUUAUUUUCAAUCCACAUUUAAUCCGAAUGCUUUUUAACGAUGAAACUUUGUAAAAUGGACCUGGGACAAAUCCAAUUGACCGUGCUGCAUAACAGUGCUAAAUCCUUAUGGCAGGUGUGGAAUGCAGCGGAGAAAAUUAAUCCGAUCAUUUAAGUUAGUUGCUUCGUUAAAGUACUAUCUAGAAGUUAGCCCCGAUGCAUAUUAAUUGCCAAAAUUACACAACUGUUUCGUUCGGGUAGUACACUGUUAUCUUUUAUCCAUAUACCUUGUGACUCGAGGUUCGCACCAAUCCUUGCAUAGCAUAGAAAAAUUAAGGAUCGGGAUCAAUCGAUUAUUUCUGAAAAUUUUUCGCUGACUGUAAAAUUUUAACAUACAUAUAAGAGAUAAGUUAAUUUAAAAAUGUAUUACAUUUUUUCAUCGAUAACUAUAUCUAAAAUAUCUAAAACUAUAUCUAUAUCUAAAAAUAUCUAAAAUAACUAUAUUACAUAUUGAUCAGUUGAUACUCCAUUGUUAAGCUAUACCGAUUGUUAAUCCCCCGUCGAUACUAGUCUAUCACGUACUGAAAACGAUACGCUUCGGAUUACUGGUUAUCGAUAAAACUCAUCAAGAUAAGACGACGUGAUUUAGUCCAGGGGAAAUUCUAGGAACUUUUCGAAAACAAUAAGAGAGACAAAAGAAAUUUUCUAAGCUCCACUCGAAAAGUAAUAUCGUCACGAGUUUAUCACAGAAAAGCUUCAAUGGGUCCUACAGUUCCAAUCAUUCUAUUUUAUACCACGUGAAUUUAAAAUUGUCGAUACAUUACGUGUAUCGCGCCAACGUAUCGUAUAGCUACCGUCAGUAAAUUAUUUCUGCAAUUAGACAUUUUGAUCAAAAGUAUGACUAGCCAGUUGAGUAAUUCCGUACAUAUGCAUAAAUAUGUCACUCUUGAUGUUUGCGUCAUUGUCAGAUAAUUCCAUCAACUAUCCAAUAGAUCAAUAUAUGACUUUUACAGUCUAUCUCUGAUGUGCGUAAAUUGCUUAAUACUAGACAUAACCGGAAGUCCAGCCUCUGAACGUAAAUCCAAGUUAAGGUAGUCACAAGUCCACGGCUCAGGCGGAGACUGCUAAUACCAUGCAGAUUGUAUUGCCAGCCAUAAUUGUCGCUCUGGGAGCAGGACUCUGCAACAUGUCACUGCAAGGACCAAGUAGAAUCGCGCAGCAUCCCUGCGUUCAGAUAGAUGUAGCCGUUAUGUGACGUCACGCACAAACCACGAGAUAUGCGGCUGGGGAUGCAGUUAGUUCCAACCUAAUUGACUUUGGAAGGUAUACCAAAGGACUAGAUAUAAUGCUGUGUGUGAUUUGAUGUUAAUAUUGCACUAUUGAUUACAAUCCUCUAGACAUUUCGUACCGUUGGUACUAGGAUUACCGUGAUAACUGGCGAAAAAACUUUUCAAUCGAGAAAGUCUUUAUGAAGCUUCCAAAACUUAAUCUAGGGCUUUGCCGUCAAAUACAGAUUGGGUUGGUAUGCAAUCUUAUGAUGCUGGGCUGUGGCUUUCAUGAAGGGUGGAGCACAUCAAUGAUCCCAAAACUGGAUGGCAAUGAUCCAACGAUAACCGUAACGCCAGAUCAAGGCUCUUGGAUCAUAAAUUUCAUGUACGUGGGGGUCGGAUUGACUUCGCUAAUCGCACCGAUCUUCAUGGAAAAAAUUGGACGCAAGUGGUCCUUGCUCUCAGGGACGAUACCCCUAACAGCUGGAUGGCUUUUGUUAGCUCUUGGUCAGCAUCACGUGACUCUAUAUAUCGGAAGAUUCCUAGCAGGUCUCGGCUGUGGUAUUGCCUAUUCCAUCACACCCGUUUACAUAGGUGAAAUCAGUAGCAAAAAGACCAGAGGUCCAUUGGGUACCAUGACAGCCGUUCUUAUAAACACUGGAAUGCUAAUUGUCUCCGUCAUUGGUUUACACGUCAGCCGAUUUACUUUGGGCAUUAUUUCCGUCUGGUUACCAAUAAUCUUUGCACUGACCUUUGUCUGGAUGCCAGAGAGUCCACUCUUCCUCGCUAGAACAAACAGAUUAACGGAGGCUGAGCGGGCACUCAAAUGGUCCUUAGGUAAGGACAAUGUGCUCGAGGAACUUCAGCAGAUCGAACGUACUAUCUCAAAAGACAAAACGCACACUGUCGGCAUCUUGAUUUCCUUCAAAAGAAUUAGCGAGCGGGUCAACCGUAAAGCCUUUGGCAUUAUUAUUAUUCUGCUAUGUGCCUUAAGCUUUACCGGAGCGACCCCGAUCCUUGCUUAUCAGUCGUAUAUAUAUGAGGAAGCUGGAUUUGAUGUCUCUACUAAUGCCAGCAUCCUCGUUACCGGCUGCGCUGUUGUAAUUGCUGGUAUUUGUUGUGUCUGCGUGGUCAAGAUUACCGGCAAAAAGACUCUGCUUCUCAUAGCUAUGCCUCUCUGUGCCGUUUCAUUGGGAACCAUUGCCAUUUUCUUCACUUUCUGGUCCUACAGAAUCGACAUGCCUAACUUCAGAUGGAUCCCUACGGUUUUUGUAGUUAUCUUUGUUGUGGCCUAUGGUCUUGCCAUCAAUCCCAUACCUCUUGCUUAUGCAGGGGAAAUAUUCGCUCCUGAUGUCAAAUUGCCAGCUGCCAUGUUCUGCUCAAUAUUUUACUCAGUGUCUACCACCGUGGUGACUAAAUUGUAUCAGGUUUUACGUGAAACGUAUGGGACCUAUGUACCCAUGUGGACGUUGGCUAGUUUGACGAUUGUUAUUUGGAUAUUUAUUUACUUGUAUGUACCGGAAACGGAAGGGAAGACCUUGGAAGAUAUUCAAAAGGAAAUGGCGGGGCAGGACAAGAAGCCAACUGAUGCUAGUGUCAUUAAUAGCUGAGCGUCAGUAAUAUCUCGUUUGACGUCACGCUGACAGCCUCGGUCACUUAUCUCACUAGUAAUGUAUGGAGAUAAAUAUAUCAUAUAACACAUGAAGUUGAGUUGAUUAAAUAAAAAGUAUUAAAUUCA
Molecule: messenger RNA, 3765 nt
Organism: Cephus cinctus (wheat stem sawfly)
Lineage: Eukaryota; Metazoa; Arthropoda; Insecta; Hymenoptera; Cephidae
Product: facilitated trehalose transporter Tret1
Exons: 5
Coding region: 2228-3637 (469 amino acids)
Biological process (GO): transmembrane transport
Cellular component (GO): membrane
Molecular function (GO): transmembrane transporter activity
Source: RefSeq, a predicted model, not a curated record